Kwoniella botswanensis is the source of this 1239-nucleotide messenger RNA. RefSeq lists its product as uncharacterized. The transcript is spliced from 2 exons. Lineage: Eukaryota; Fungi; Basidiomycota; Tremellomycetes; Tremellales; Cryptococcaceae. The record is from RefSeq and is a predicted model, not a curated record. The coding region runs from base 1 to 1239 and encodes 412 amino acids.
AUGAGUCACACCAGCAAUAUUACGACCGAUGAAGUCUCUUUGAUCAACCCCCUAUCCAAUAUGACCCUACAAUGGACGUCUGAGAUACCCACCUCGGUACGUUCGGUAUCUUCAGAGCAUCCCAAAGCCGACGCAAUAUCAAGUACAGUUGGGCAGGAUGAUGCCACGAAAGUUGACGGAUGGGCAGGCAUCGAAUGGCUAGGUAGACUAACAUGGGAUGAGAAAGAUGAACCUCCCCAAGAUGUGAAGGACUCAGCCACAAAAUUUGAUUGUGGCUAUCUAGUUCCUCAGCUGAGAAACUUCUCAGUAAUGUCCGUUGAUUUUUCGAUGAAAUCUGAUUAUUCCAAAGGCAGCACAUGGACCGAAGUGAAUAAACGAUUUAAGGAUCAGAUGAGAGAAAGGGGCGAAAGGGCAUCCCACGCUGCAUGGGAAGCUUUCAAGAAGACUCACCCUGAAGAAAGUGAGAAUUUUGAAAUCAAAUAUGUUUCACAAGAGGAAUACGCCAAUGCCCAUCCGCAUCCUUCAGGUGAACAUCCAUCCCCGAGAUAUAGAUGGGAAAAUAAAGGUACAUUUGAUUUCGAUAAGCAUACUGAGGAAGUUGACGAAUUCUACGCCGAUGGAUCAGAACAAUCCAAGGGGAUUGUGUUGACUGCUGGUUUCUUAAAAAAGGGGGCCUAUAUCGAUCGGAGAGUCGUAUGUAGUGCAGACAAGGAGGACAUUGGCGUUAGUGGAGAGUCGAAAGCCCCUGAUACGGAAGAUGUGAUAGUGAUGCCUGAGACUAAAGCAGCUAUUCGCUUGACAAGUCUCCCGGGCUUCUCUAUCAGUCAAGAGAAUAAAGAGAAGAGCCUUCAUUUCAUUGCUCAAAUGAGAGAAAGGCUCACCUCUGUGACACAGGACAAAUCCGGCAUAGUGUUGAAUAAUUCGCUAGCCCCAAAAGACAGGGUAUAUGCAAUCACUGCCAAUGAUGUGAGUAGCACUUCAAAUAGGGUGGGCGAAGUCGUUCAAGCAGCCUUCAACGAAGACAAGAAUAAUGCGAAUCACUUCGCCUACCUUCACCUUAGCCCGGAUGAUUACGAGGCCUUCGGCAACAGAGUGAAGAUUUCGAGAGUAUCGCAUGGAGAUUAUUGGAACUGGGCAAAGAAGUCUAAUGGGUAUGGUAGCGUUGGACCAGAAGGUACAGGUGAAGAAGUAUCUGUGGUUUUGGACCAGUCCCCUAGAUUACUUGGACCAGUCCCCUAG